GCCAGUGCGCGAGCCAAAGGUGAAAACGGAAGGAGCGGAUGUUAGGAGUGCUCGGAUCAAAACAAGGAGCGAACUCGCUGUUGACGGUUUUCUUUUAACGGCAGCGAUAAAAAGUGAAUUCUCGCGGUUUUCCAUAAGUGUUUGUGGAGCGAUGGAGGCCGUCCCGCGGAUGCCAAUGAUUUGGCUGGAGCUGAAAGAAGCCGGAGAGUUUGAGUUCAGUCCCGCCGUCAGACAGUACAUCCAGAGGAACUAUGGUGAAAACCCAGAGAACUACAGUGAAGCGCUGAGGAAGCUGGAACAGCUCAGACAGAAUGUAGUGAAUGUUCCAAGGGACUUUGAGGGCUGUAACCUUCUCAGGAAGUACGUUGGUCAGCUGCACUUUCUUCAAAGUCGUGUCCUUAUGGCAAAGGGACAGGAAGCAGCAGUACCAGUGACAUGGACUGAUAUUUUUUCAGGGAGAGAUGUCACACAUGAAGACAUCAACUACGAACAGGCCUGUGUCCUAUAUAACCUGGGUGCUUUACACUCUUUUCUAGGUGCUAUGGAUAACAGGGUAUCUGAGGAGGGGAUGAAGACGUCGUGCACCCAUUUUCAGUGCUCUGCAGGAGCGUUCACAUAUAUUAGAGAUAAUCACAAUUUUAACUACAGCUCUGACGUGAGCCACCAGGCACUGUCCAUCAACAUCAGUCUAAUGCUGGCUCAGGCUCAGGAAUGCCUUCUUGAGAAAACUCUUUUGGACAACAGGAAGAGCUUCUUGAUUGCACGCGUUUCUGCUCAGGUAUGUGACUAUUAUAAGGAAUGUGUGAGGAUGUUGGAGAAUUCAGACUGUGCAUUGGGGAAGAAAGAGUGGAGGAAGCUCAUCUACAUGAAAAUCAAUUAUUUCAGUGCAGUUACACAUUUACACAUGGGCAAGCAGUCUGAGGAGCAGCAGAAGUUUGGAGAAGCUGUUGCGUACUUCCAAAUUGCUCUUGACAGACUAAAUGAAGCCAUCAAACUAAGCAAGGGCCAACAAGACUCUGUACAGGCGGCUCUGAGAUUCACCAUGGACGUCAUUGGUGGAAAGUUUAACUCUGCUAAGAAGGACAAUGACUUUAUCUACCAUGAGUCUGUUCCUAAUCUGGACAGACUAGCUGCAGUAAAAGGAGCCUCCCUGGUGAAGCCCCUUCCUGUAACUCCGACUGACCUUAGUGUCACAGGCCCUGACCUUUUCUCCAAACUGGUUCCUUUGGCAACUCACGAGGCUUCUUCACUUUACAGUGAAGAGAAGGCCAAACUGCUUCGUGAAGUAAUGGCAAAGAUUGAUGACAAGAGCCAGGUUUUGGAGAAGUUUAUGGACUCUCUGAGCUGUGAUUCUGUGGAUAAUUUGGACAUGUUCAACUCUGUGCCUCCUGUGUUAUUGGAGAAAUGUGCAGCACUGAGCGUCCGAUCAGAUGCAGUGAAGAGCUUAGCACAGGCCAUGCAGGCUUUGUCUGGGGUAUACACCGAUGUGGGCUCGUCUCUGGAGGAAGCACGCAGUGCUCUAGCAGAGGAUGAGGCUGGGGAGAAGAGUCUGCUAGAGGUUGUGGGGCAGAAGGGUUUGCCUCCCAGGCCUCCUGCUUUAGAGGAGCUUCAGAAGGAGCUAAAGAAGUAUGAGGCAGCCCAUGAGGCAGCCAGCCAAACCAACACUGAGCUCCACAGAGCAAUGAAUCAGCACAUACCCAACUUGCGCCUUCUCCAGGGACCACUGGAUGAGCUAAGGAAGAACUUGCCCCAUCCACAACUAAGUCAGGAGGACACCGCAUCCUUGGAGACCAUGAAACGGAUUCUUGGUAAGGUUGAUGAAAUGCGUAAGCAAAGGAUCUCCCUGGAGAAGCAGCUCCGUGAUCUCAUUCAGAAAGAUGACAUGACAUCUGUGUUGGUGACCACUGAACGUUAUCAGAUUAAGGCAUUAUUUGAGGAACAAUUGAAAAAGUAUGAUCAGCUGAAGGGAUACAUUGAUCAGAACCUGGCAGCCCAGGAGAACAUUCUGAAAGCCUUAACAGAGGCUAACGUGCAGUAUGCCGUCGUCCGCAAGACACUGACCCUCACUGAGCAACAAUGGCACAGCUCUGUUCAGUCCCUAGUGGCCUCUUAUGAAACGCAUGAGGAUCUGGUGAAGAAAGCUGAGGAAGGCAGAAACUUCUAUCAAGACCUGGACAAAAAGACCUCUAGCCUGCUGGACAGAGUUAAGGCCAUCUGUCAGACCAGAGAGCAGGAGAGAAUUGCCUUGCUGGAGAGGGAGGUGGGAAAGCGGCCUCCCGCCAGGCCCACUGCCCAAAAGCCAGUGCUUGGUAAUAAAGCUCCAAGUUCUGGGUCUGGCCCCUCCAGUCUAGAGGCAGUGGGGCCUUCCGUCACCCCCUUUAGCCUCGGAGAAGAUCUUCCUCAGAAGCUUUGUAGCCUCCCACCAGACAUGGCUUUAGCUGGAGGCUCUAAACUCCCUAACACAAUGCCCCAUGGUGCAGUCCCUGUCACCUGGCCUCCAGGGGCUGCCCCAUUUGCUCCUACUCCAUUUCCAAAUCAGAGAAUGCCACAGUCUCCUUAUGGCCAAGCUCCAGGUGUUCCACGAUCAUCUGGACCUCUUCAGCCUCCUGGACCAGGUUAUACCUUACCACAGCAAUUCCAACCUGGACUAUUAAGAGGUAGCACACCUGUUUCCACUAACCCACAAAACACUUCACAAAUGCCUCCCCAGGGCUACAUGCCACCUCCCUGGCAACAAGCACCUAGUGCUCCCUUUCCUGUGGAUUCAGGGGCUUCCACUGGACCCCCACAGAUUGGCCCACAGUCUGCCCCAAGACCAUGUUUGCUGGGACACCAGGUACCCAUGCCCAGUGGGCAGUUCCCUCUUCCUAUUGGACAACAGAUGCAAGCUGGCCUGCCUCAGUCUUCUGGUCAACAGAUCCCUCCAGGAACCCUGUACCCAAUACCAAAGCCUAGAAAAUCGACAUCCUCACAGAUACCUACAGUUGCUUUUCCUGGGCAAAGCCAGCCACCCAUCCAUCCUGGACAGUUCCAGCCCAUGAUGCCUGGUCAGGGUCAAUUCCCACCAGGUGCAGCCCCUCCUUACUGGCCUUCUGUAGUUCCACAGAAUCAAUCUCAACCUGGUCUACAGACAGUUCAAACAGGACCUCUGCCUCAGAGAGCUCCUCUUCCAGUGCAAGCUCCGGGACAACCUCACCCAAGUCCACAAAACCAAUUCCAUCCAGGUCACCCCCAGGGUCAGAUGAGCCAUGUUCUUCCAUCCUUUCCAUCUUCUCAGCCUCAGCAAAUGCCUGGAUCCUUCCAGAAUCCAAAUCAGACAACUCGGUUUCAGCCUACCCCUCAGAUACCCUUCACCCAAAAUUCCCCAGUACCUUUUACUUAUCAACCCUCUAAUCAGCAGCAAAUGCCUCGUGGACCUUUGCUGCCAUAUAAUGUACAAGCAGGGCCAUCCAACACUCAGCAUGUCAUGGGUCAGCAACCAAUGACCACCCAGUUCAGUCCCAUGUUGCAGCCAGUGAGACCACCACAAAACCAGAACUUUUCACCCCAAAACAUUCCUGCAUCCUCUUCUGGACCAGGUGUUGUCCCAGUGAUGGACAAUCCCAAUCCUCCGGCAGCUGCUGUUAUCCUGACACCUUCCCCUGCUCAACUCUCACCCCAAAAUCAGGCAACUCCUGGGAAUGUCCUGACCCCUUCAUCUACAGGGAAUGCACCCAGUUUCUCACAAUCUGAAGCAACAGUCCUGCCGUCCUCAUUGGAAGCUGCUAAUGAUUUUGUUCAUAACAAGCUGGACAAGCUCAGCAUUUCUUCUCUGGGAGAUGCCCAGAAUAGCCUUCAAUCAUCUCAACCAGCCAAUGGUCAUCUUCAGCCUAAACUCAACCAGUCAGAAGAGCAUGGUAGAAUAGAAAAUGAGAAUAAUGGUAGGGAGUCCACUCUGGAUGGAGGCCAGGCAGUACGUGGGGGAACAUUAGAGAAUGGAAAGGUAAACAACCCAACUCAAACAAAUGAAGAACUAAAGAGAGAUUUGUUAGGUGAUCUGGACCCACUUUGGACAUUAAAUAAGACAUAAAAUGAGCUAAAGUGAAGUUGACAAGUGCCUAACGUAUAAAUCAGUUAGAACUACACUAUUCCUCACUCAAACCUGUAUAUACAGAGCACUAGACACACUCGCACUACAUUUGCUAACACUGUACUUCACCUUCCUAUUUUAAAAGCCUGUGUGCUCACAAUGUAACUUAAACUAAACACUUUGCUGCACUGUGACUAUACAGUUCACUUAUUUCUCUGUUUCUCUUGAGCUUUUAAAAUAGUACUUUAGUAUUUAUCAUGCUGACGUUAAGGCUAAUGAUUUAGGGUAAUGAGCGUGAUGAAAGAGCUAUAACAAUCUGCAAUGCUGAUAAUGAAUUUUGAUAUUAAAUAUUAAUCAGAAAAGGGAUACAGUCAUUUUAAGGAUUACAAUAUAUAAAGGGAUACAAUAAUAUCUUUGUUACAAUACCUAACACAAAAGCUUAAUUACUAUCUUAAAACCGUUCGUCUAUUCUGUGUUCUCUUGUUUUAUUGCUCUUUAGUUCACUGCAGAUUCCUGAUUAUAUGUAUUGUUCUCCUGCAUUUAGCCUUCUGAGUCAAACUGGCACGUAACUUGCUUUAUCUGUUAUUUUCUCUCACGCCUCCUGUAUACAGGGAUUGUUUUCUAGUAUACUCUAAAAAAUCAGAUAUUAAAUAUCAGUCAUUUGA
Molecule: messenger RNA, 4734 nt
Organism: Pygocentrus nattereri (red-bellied piranha)
Lineage: Eukaryota; Metazoa; Chordata; Actinopteri; Characiformes; Serrasalmidae
Gene: ptpn23b
Product: protein tyrosine phosphatase, non-receptor type 23, b
Exons: 20
Coding region: 152-4069 (1305 amino acids)
Biological process (GO): endocytic recycling; protein transport to vacuole involved in ubiquitin-dependent protein catabolic process via the multivesicular body sorting pathway; early endosome to late endosome transport
Cellular component (GO): endosome
Molecular function (GO): protein binding
Source: RefSeq, a predicted model, not a curated record